Lycium ferocissimum is the source of this 1090-nucleotide messenger RNA. Its product is annotated as UMP-CMP kinase 3-like. Gene Ontology annotation, biological process: UDP biosynthetic process; CDP biosynthetic process; 'de novo' pyrimidine nucleobase biosynthetic process. Gene Ontology annotation, cellular component: cytoplasm; nucleus. The coding region runs from base 205 to 834 and encodes 209 amino acids. The transcript is spliced from 10 exons. Lineage: Eukaryota; Viridiplantae; Streptophyta; Magnoliopsida; Solanales; Solanaceae. The record is from RefSeq and is a predicted model, not a curated record. Gene Ontology annotation, molecular function: ATP binding; UMP kinase activity.
GUGUGGAGUGAGAAAGCGAAAAGGGAAGAAUUUUUACCGUUCAAAAUGGUUGCCCCAAAUUUCAGUUGUUUCGUUUAGGCCCUAUAAAUAAACCUCAAACACGCUACCGACCUCCCUCUUCUCAUUACAUUCCCUCCCUUUUUCUGCCUCACACAAAUCUCUAAUUUGACAAUUUCAUAAGACCAAGUUACUUACCAGACAUCCAUGGGGACUGUUGUCGAUUCUGCUAACCAGGGAGCAGGAAGCCUGCCAACCAACAAGAAGGUCACUGUUAUUUUUGUUCUAGGUGGCCCAGGCAGUGGUAAGGGCACCCAGUGUACUAAUAUUGUUGAAAACUUUGGGUACACCCAUCUAAGUGCUGGUGAUCUUCUUCGAGCAGAAAUAAAAUCUGGUUCAGAGAAUGGGACGAUGAUUUCAAACAUGAUUAAAGAAGGGAAAAUUGUACCAUCAGAAGUAACAAUUAAGCUUCUCCAACGAGCAAUUCAGGAAAAUGGCAAUGACAAAUUUCUGAUUGAUGGUUUCCCCCGCAAUGAGGAGAACCGUGCUGCUUUUGAGGCAGUUACUGGAAUUGAGCCUGAAUUUGUGCUCUUCUUUGAUUGUCCCGAAGAAGAGAUGGAGAGACGCCUUUUGGGUCGGAACCAGGGAAGAGAAGAUGAUAAUAUUGAAACAAUAAGGAAGCGAUUCAAGGUUUUCAUGGAAUCUAGUCUACCUGUUAUCGAAUAUUACAACUCCAAGGGGAAGGUUCGGAAGAUUGAUGCUGCAAAGCCUGUUGGAGAAGUAUUUGAAGCAGUUAAAGCUGUUUUUGCCCCAGCUGCUGAGAAGGUUGCUGCCUAAGAAUUCAUUAGUAGAGAGGCAUUACGAUUAAGUGUUAUGGUAUACCAGUAUUGUUUGCAUAUUGGUGCUUGCUCUGGUGCCUUUAGCAAGACGAUGUAUCUUUAUAGAUUCUACUUUUAUAGAAGUUUAUGGCAAAAUUCUCUUUUUGAUAUUUUUUGUUCUUUUGAAGAUGUUGUAUUAUUGGCUUAUUGCCUCUGUAUGGUUUUCAUUGUCGAGACUGAAUUUUGAUAAAUAAGAUUAUAUGAGUUUCUCACUC